UUCCUCCCUCUUCGCCAACCACAUCCCCUUCCCCCCCCCCCCCCCAUCCCUUCCCCCAUCUUUACUGCCCGCACUUCGGGCCCCACCCAAUCUUUUUUUUCUCGUAACUCGACCUCUCCUCCUUUCUUCCCCAUCAUUUUACCCCAUCACAUACGGGUGUGUGGUGGCGGCAAAAUUUUUUCUUCUCCCCUUUCCUUCCCCCCUCAUUUCCCCCCAUCAUUUUCUUCUUCUCAUUCACUCCCCGCCAAACCCUUUUAUUUUCUUAUUUUUUUUCUUCACAUUUUUCCGCCCCCGUUUUCUUCCUAUUUUUUCUUUUAUUCUUCCUCUUCCUCCCUAUUAUUCGCCCAACCAUCCAUCCCCCCUCUCCAUAACCACUCGUCCAGUCAACAAUGAGAGAGCCCCCAUUUUCCCCAAAUGCCCUUUUCUUCUUUUUGUUGUUUCCUCAUCCGCAUUUUGCUCCUCGCCUUCCUUCUGCUUUUCUUUUUUUUUCCCCAACUUUCCCCCUUCCCCUCAUCACCAACAUCCUUUUUCUAGUGAAGAGAGUCAUUUCGGGCAUUUCGGGACAGUGGACGACCAGAACAAAAAUAGUCAAAACGAAUGGAAUCCCCCCCUCUUCUCCCCCCUCUUCACCGUCACUUUUUUUUACUCUUUUUAGGUCCUCCACCCUUCUCUUCACCUCCUUUUUGCCUUAUUUUUCCAUUCAAACCUUCAAUCUUCUUUCCCCCCCUUCCCACUUCUUCCCCCUCCCCAUUUUCUUCCAAAAAGCUCGCCAUAUCCCUUUUGACACUUUUACUCCUAACUACUUUAUUUUCCUCCUUCCCGCGCCCAUUUUCAUUCUUCUCAACAUUUUUCUCCGUUUUUCUUUUAUUUUAUAAAUACACUAUCUGUCCGUUUGCUCAAAUCUAAAAAUCAUCUAAAAUUUUUUUUUGAUCAUGAACAUUUUUGGAUUACUGUUUUUGUCUGUUUCAAGCCUUUUUCUCUUUGGAAGCCUUCCUUUUUUUCGUUAAAAAAUUUUUUAACUGGGUGGCCCUUCCAUUAGAGACGUCCAAGACCGAGAAUUUUCCAAGACUCGA
Molecule: messenger RNA, 1073 nt
Organism: Meloidogyne enterolobii
Lineage: Eukaryota; Metazoa; Nematoda; Chromadorea; Rhabditida; Meloidogynidae
Source: the annotation of a GenBank genome assembly